This is a messenger RNA of Didymosphaeria variabile, 489 nucleotides long. RefSeq lists its product as uncharacterized. Lineage: Eukaryota; Fungi; Ascomycota; Dothideomycetes; Pleosporales; Didymosphaeriaceae. Gene Ontology annotation, biological process: sphingoid catabolic process. Gene Ontology annotation, cellular component: endoplasmic reticulum. The record is from RefSeq and is a predicted model, not a curated record. Bases 1 to 489 code for a protein of 162 amino acids. The transcript is spliced from 3 exons.
AUGGCUUGUGUGCCAAUCCUCCUAGCGACCGGCCAGAUCUUCGGAACCAACACGCCUGCCCUACGCACUCCAGCCCUGCUAUCACGCCUCAAUUUGCCCUUGAACGUUGCAACACUUGCCUCUUUGACGUACUCGGCACUCUAUUUAGUCCUCUCUCCCAACCUCGCUGGUGCCGGUAUCGGUCCAUUCGUCUUGGGAGGUGCUGCCCUCGCCAACAAGCUCGCAACCAAGUACGAUCGCACUAAAGUGAACACUAUUGCCAUCAGCGUGCACGUAGUAUCGUGGAUCCUGCAAUUCGUCGGCCACGGCAAGUUCGAAGGACGCAAACCCGCGCUGCUGGACAACUUGGUGCAGGCGCUGUUUCUGGCACCCUUGUUUGUCUGGUACGAGCUUCUGUUCAAGCUGGGCUUCUACAAGAACUUGAAGAAGGAGGUGGACAGUGCGAUCGAGGUUGAGCUGAGGAAGUUGAAGGCGAAGAAGGGAGAGUAG